Molecule: messenger RNA, 2846 nt
Organism: Oryzias melastigma (Indian medaka)
Lineage: Eukaryota; Metazoa; Chordata; Actinopteri; Beloniformes; Adrianichthyidae
Gene: mindy1
Product: MINDY lysine 48 deubiquitinase 1
Exons: 12
Coding region: 528-2291 (587 amino acids)
Biological process (GO): protein K48-linked deubiquitination
Cellular component (GO): cell periphery; cytosol
Molecular function (GO): cysteine-type carboxypeptidase activity; K48-linked deubiquitinase activity; cysteine-type deubiquitinase activity
Source: RefSeq, a predicted model, not a curated record
UAACACAACCGGAUGUGGCGUCGCGGGGUCUUGUUGGCAGUGGGCGGGGCCUGCGAGCCUGUCGGAGAAGAAUGUAAACAGCUAGAAUGAUUGUCCAGUAGCUAACGUCAGCGCUGGCAGCGGACCCGCAGCCCCCCGUCGGUCUGGCAGGCCACAUACAUUGGAAAUGAUUGGUCUGUUUAGCUGCCCUUUUUUUAACCUCUAUUAGUAAAGAUGUGGGCGUGACCAGCAUUUGAGACUGUGGUCGUGCUCCAGUAAAAUGUUAGUAAAUAGUGGCCACACCUGCUAAAAAAACCCCAGCAGUUUUAGAGGUGUUCAGUUGCAGCUUUGUCCUUGUUUUUCUUAGUGGUUUGUGGCGAUCAUGUCUUCUAAGCUCCAGAUUUUGGCUUCUACAUUCACCCUUUUUACAAAGUCCAUCUGAAGGAAACUCCACCCUUCAAGGACGAGCUUUUACUGCUUCUCUCCCACCAUUUUUUGGUGAAGACACCAUUGUCCUGUAAAGGCUUGGCAUCUUGUUUCAGCCAGUCAUGGCGGAAUCCAGCUCCCAGCCUGCAGCGACAGCAGACGUCCUGAUUGAUCGCAGCCUGGAUGAGUCGUCUCUUGACACAGAAAGCGUCUCCAAAGAACGGAUUGUAAACAUGACAAUGGAGGGAGCCGGCGCCUUAAGGAACCAGACGUCAGCGGCAGGACUGGUGUUUGGUGACAGGCCUUUUGCCGCUAGAGUCGCAGAGGAGGAGGAGGAGGCCACGCCCACACCGCCAGAGUCAUCGCCGAGCCAGUCGUCUGAAAACGAGACGCUGACUCUCAUAACCACCACAGAAGAAAGAACGCUUUCAGGGCUGCUCAGGCGGGUUAAGACGGACGGGAGAGCCGACCCGGAUGGAGCUGCAGAUGUGAACAUGGAGGAGAGCUCCUCGGUGAUGACCGAAGGCGGCUCCGACGACCAGCGCGACUCCACCGACUCCGCCUCCUUCUCCAUCCAGAGCCUGGAGUUUUCCGACGGCCUCCCAGCGGCGGGGAGCUCUCUGGACAUAGAGGACGGCUUGUCGUCGUCCUGCCCCGCUGUGGGGGUGGAGAGCUCCUCGAUGUCCACGGAUGUUCCCAGUCUGAAGGAGGAUGAAGCUCCGGAAGCUGCAGGGGGCGCUGUUUUCUCUGCGGCCGCUCCUCCUGUUCCUCAUACUGACGCAGCUGCAGCUGCUGCAGAACCCAGACCCGCCAUGCCGGCGUAUUACCUGGUGAAGUGGAUCACAUGGAAGGAGAAGAAGACUCCCAUCAUCACCCAGAGUGAAAAUGGACCCUGCCCCCUGCUGGCCAUUAUGAACACGCUGUUUUUACGCUGGAAGGCUAAGCUACCUGCUCAGACUGAAAUGGUCACAACUGAAGAACUGAUGGCUCACCUGGGAGACUGUGUCUUAUCAGUCACGCCGAGAGAAAAGACGAACGGCAUGGAGCUCAACUUCCAACAGAACAUGAGUGACGCCAUGGCGGUGCUGCCCAAACUCUCCACGGGUCUGGAUGUGAACGUUCGUUUCACCGGAGUCUCAGACUUUGAAUACACGCCCGAAUGCAUCGUGUUUGACCUGCUGGACAUCCCGCUGUACCACGGCUGGCUGGUCGACCCGCAGAGUCCAGAGAUGGCGGCUGCUGUGGGGAAGCUGAGCUACAACCAGCUGGUGGAGAAAAUCAUCGACUACAAACAUUCUGCAGAAAGCAGUCGAGUCAGUGAAGGUCUGGUGGCGGAGCAGUUCCUGGAGUCCACGGCCACCCAGCUGUCGUAUCACGGUCUGUGCGAGCUCAACACCACCGCCAAGGAGGGAGAGAUUUCUGUCUUCUUCAGAAACAACCACUUCAGUACCAUGAUCAAACACAAGGGACACCUGUACCUCCUGGUGACGGACCAGGGCUUCCUGCAGGAGGAGCGCGUGGUUUGGGAGUCUCUUCACAACGUGGAAGGAGACGGAAACUUCUGCGACUCCGACUUCAGACUGUGCCACCCUCCUCAGAGGACGGCGGCCAGCGCCCAGCUGCAGCCCAGCGUGCAGGAGCAGCAGAGGCAGAUCGACCAGGAUUACCUGGUGGCAGUGUCCCUGCAGCAGCAGCAGGGCGACGCCCCCGGACCCCUCAGUGACCUGGAGCUGGCGCGACAGCUGCAGCAGGAGGAGUACCAGAACCAGCAGCAGCCGCCGCCGCCGCAGCAGCAGGGACCAGCGCAGACCGCACAGCAGGUCAGAGGUCAGGGGUCACAGCAGCCCAGGAGGCGAGAGAAGGACUCGGACUGCGUGGUUCUGUAAACGCCGCACGGCCGAAGCCGCCUGAUGCCAAACCCGCAGUGCUUUCGUCUCUCAGGACACGCUUCUGUCGGAGAAGGAGGAGCAUCUAACCGACCUUUGAAGGGCUUUCCAGGGAUCCUCAAGUGUAAACGUCAUCACCUGCUGCUCGUAGACGGUUCUGCUGACAGGAAAUUAUUCAAGGCAGAAUCCAGAAAGAAAACAGAAGCGGACGCUCUCAUUGUCUGAGCUGCGGCCUUCCAGGGACCAAGGAGUCGUCUAUUUAUUUAGAUUCUUUUCCGCUUUAGGAGAAAAUGUUCCCCACGGUUUUCUAAAAAGCUCUCAGGCCAGAAUCCCCGUCUCACCUUAGAGGGUUUGCCAAAGAUCACAGGGCUUUACAGGCGGAGACACGGAGAGGAACGCGGCGGACAAAUGAUUCAAAGAUGAAGCCAAACGAAGCUCGUUAGACGCGUCUCCUCCGCUAUCGGGACGAUGCAAGCUUUGCUUUUUUUGUUAAAGUAUAUGUAACUGUUCUGGAACGGGAUGCCAAUAAAGUUUUGGUGUUAAUGCACCAGUGUA